UUUUUCAGAUCUGACCGAACUUCUAAUCUAAACCACCAGAGGGCGGGUCGGGUUUUCCAGCUGAUCGUCGUUGGAUGGUAAAAAAAGUAAAAGAACAACAAUGGUAGAAAUCAAAUUCGCUUUCACGCCGAGUACAAGAGCACGGAAAAACAAGCAAGUUAGGGAUGAUGGGACUUACGGAAAAAACUGUUUUCUGCAUCAUGGCAACUGCUUUCUAUUUUGCUCUUGCGGAAUGUGGCAAUGUUUAUAAGAUUGGUAUUGGAAUCGCUGAUAUUACAGGCCCUGCUGCUGAAAUUAAUAUGAUGGGGUACGCCCAGCUGAGCCAGAGGACUUCCGGUAUCCACCUCCGUCAGUUUAGCCGAGCUUUCGUGGUGGACGACGGCGAAUCCAGGAUUCUCUUCAUCUCCAUAGACGCCGGCAUGACGUCACAACUCAUCUACUUGGAGGUAACCAAAGCCCUGAAAGAGAAAUACGGCGCUCUGUACACAGAGAAGAACGUCUGCAUCAGCAGCACGCAUACUCAUUCCGGACCAGGCGGAUUCCUGCAGUAUGCGCUCUACAUCGUCACAUCGCAAGGAUUCAUUCGUCAGUCCUACCAAAGCAUUGUGGACGGAAUUCUAAAGAGUGUCGAAAUGGCGCACCAAAACAUCCAGCCUGGUUACAUUUUCUGGAACGAGGGGGACCUCUACAACGCCAGCAUCAACAGGAGCCCGACUUCCUACCUCAACAAUCCACCGGAGGAAAGGGCUAACUACACAACAAAUGUCGAUACAAAAAUGUUUCUCUUGAAGUUCACAGAUUUGAAUCGGAAACCCAUCGGUAUGAUCAAUUGGUUCGCUGUCCAUUGUACCAGCAUGAACAACACGAAUUAUUUGAUUAGCAGUGACAACAAAGGUUACGCUUCAGUGUUGUUUGAACAAAAAAUGAAUGGAAAAUCACUCAUCGGAAAAGGUCCUUUCGUCGCUGCGUUUGCCCAAGCAAACGAAGGAGAUGUCUCUCCAAACACUAGAGGACCUCGAUGUAUCGACACAGGACUGCCUUGUGAUGCUAACACAAGCACCUGCAAUGGGCAGAACGAAAAAUGCAUUGCCUUUGGUCCCGGAAAAGAUAUGUUUGAAAGCACCAAAAUUAUUGGACAAAGGCAAUACCAAAAGGCCGUGGAGCUCUUUGAAUCUGCCACUGAAAUGAUUUCGGGUCCCAUUGGAUAUAGUCAUCAGUAUGUUGACAUGUCUUCUCAAACUGUCAAAAUAAAUGAGACAACGAAUGCCACUACCUGCAAGCCAGCCAUGGGUUACAGUUUCGGUGCUGGAACCACGGAUGGUCCAGGAGGAUUCGAUUUUAAACAAGGUACAAAAUCCGAUAGUUUAUUUUGGAAUCUAGUCAGAGAUUUAAUCUCUGCUCCUAGUGAAGAGCUAAAAAGCUGCCAAAAGCCCAAGCCAGUACUGUUGCCGACAGGCGAGAUGAAGUUCCCUUAUGCCUGGCAACCUUUCAUAGUUCCUACACAGAUCCUAAGAAUCGGACAACUAGCUGUUGUGGCAGUUCCGGCUGAAUUCACAACUAUGUCUGGAAGACGCACCAGAAAUGCAGUACAAAAGAUUCUAGACAAAUGCUCUAAAACAGAGAAUAAAGUGGUCAUCGCAGGACUGAGCAACACAUAUUCUUCUUAUGUGACAACUUACGAAGAAUAUCAGGUACAACGUUAUGAAGGUGCCUCGACAAUUUAUGGUCAGCACACACUCCAGGCCUACAUUCAGCAGUACGAGAGGCUAGUGGAAGCUCUGUGCAAGGGGGAGAAGUUACCAGAUGGACCCAUUCCAGAGAACAUGUUAGACAAACAGAUCUCACUCCAGCCUGGAGUCAUAUUUGACAGCGCUUAUUUUGGAAAAUCUUUUGGGGACGUAACAAAAGAUGCGAAAGAUAGCUACAAUCCAGGCAAUGCAGUGUCGGUAUCUUUUGUCAGUGGUCAUCCAAGGAAUAAUUUAAUGCUGGAAGGCACAUUCAUGACUGUAGAAAGGUUUGAUCCAGCCAAUGGAAACUGGACAAUUGUGGCAACUGAUGCAGACUGGGAAACAAAAUUUCAAUGGAAACGAACAAAUAUGGUACUAGGACACAGUGAAGCAACAGCAAAUUGGGAAAUUCCAGAAGAUGCACAACCUGGUCGAUAUAGGAUACAACAUUUUGGUUAUAGUAAAAGUAUAUUUCAAAAAAUUUCUGCAUAUAAAGGCACAUCCAAAACAUUUGUAGUCAAGAAAAUGUAAAUAAAGUUAUUUUAUA
This is a messenger RNA of Argiope bruennichi, 2274 nucleotides long. RefSeq lists its product as uncharacterized. The record is from RefSeq and is a predicted model, not a curated record. NCBI's taxonomy places the organism in Eukaryota, Metazoa, Arthropoda, Arachnida, Araneae, Araneidae. Gene Ontology annotation, molecular function: N-acylsphingosine amidohydrolase activity. Gene Ontology annotation, biological process: sphingosine biosynthetic process; ceramide catabolic process; long-chain fatty acid biosynthetic process. Gene Ontology annotation, cellular component: extracellular region. The coding region runs from base 165 to 2258 and encodes 697 amino acids. The transcript has 17 exons.